AGUCUCUAAGGUGCACAGGACUCCUUGUCUCCGAUGGUUCAGUGCUUCAGUAGACUCCCGUUUGCUGUGGUUCAGCUGCUAGCCUGACACUGCUGUUACUGUGAUUGGUAAAGGGUUAGGAGAUGCCUGCGCUGUAGCAGCAUCCCGUUUGUGACUAGUAGAGCUCACAGGCACCCAGGUGUGUGCUCCGGAGUCCUGGCCAAAUUCCAGCCUGAGUAAUUCUGUUCCAUCUCCUUAAAUUCUCCCUGUCGGUUUCAUUUUGGAGCAGGAUUCUUCUUCUCUGCAGGACAGUUGCUAAGGAGAGGUGUUGCCACAGGCUGUCAGACAGCUGUCGCCCUCACUCCAGGAGCGGCUGUGUCUUUGCUGGGUGUAGGGUUUCUCUGCGCCGUCUGCAAGUGAACGAGGCUCUAGGGUACAUCUCUGCUGGCGUGGGUAUCUAAUUACUUUCACUUGAUGCCAAGCUCUCUCAGCACGCUGGCUAGGAAUCCCAUGGGCCAACCUGCAGCUAUUUCAUUAGGGCAGAGGGGUCUUGUUGCUGUGACGGGCUGAAAUCGCUCUACUGCCGGGCUUGGAAAACCGAGUUUCCUUCCUUCAGUGGGCACGGGGGCUCUGUUUUCCCUCCUCUCCUUCAGUCGGCUGCAGCGCUGCCAUGGGAAACACCACCAGCGACCGCUUGUCUGGGGAGCGCCAUGGCUCCAAAUCGCACCGCUCUGAUGGGGCCAGCAGCACCCACUCCAGCAAGGAGCACCCCCACAAGAUCAUGGUGGGCAGCACUGACGACCCCAAUGUUUUCAGCACUCUGGACUCCAAGCUUGCCGGCGAGAAGGAGUUUAUGUCGUGGCAGCAUGACCUGGAAGAGUCGGUCAAGCCUUCGCAGCAGGCUCGUCCCACUGUCAUCCGCUGGGCUGACGGAGGCAAGGAGGUCUUCAUCUCUGGGUCCUUCAACAACUGGAGUGCCAAGAUCCCACUCAUCAAAAGCCACAACGACUUUGUCGCUAUUCUGGACCUGCCCGAGGGCGAGCACCAGUACAAGUUUUUUGUGGAUGGCCAGUGGGUUCACGACCCUUCCGAGCCUGUGGUCACCAGCCAGAUGGGCACCAUCAACAACCUGAUUCACGUCAAGAAGUCGGACUUCGAGGUGUUUGAUGCGCUAAAGGUGGAUUCUCUGGAGAGCUCAGAGACGUCCUGUCGAGACCUGUCUAGCUCCCCGCCAGGACUCUAUGGCCAGGAGAUGUACGUGUACCGCCCCGAGGAGCGCUUCAAAUCCCCGCCCAUCCUUCCUCCGCACCUCCUCCAAGUCAUCCUCAACAAGGACACCAACAUCUCGUGCGACCCAGCUCUGCUGCCGGAGCCCAACCACGUCAUGCUCAACCACCUCUACGCCCUCUCCAUUAAGGACGGCGUGAUGGUGCUCAGUGCCACUCACCGCUACAAGAAGAAAUACUUCACCACUCUGCUAUACAAGCCCAUCUGAGCGGGGCCUGGCCACGCAGCGCACCAGAGCCGCCACGCUGUCUGCACGCACGGCACCCGACCACCGGAGAGCGGGG
Molecule: messenger RNA, 1550 nt
Organism: Pelodiscus sinensis (Chinese soft-shelled turtle)
Lineage: Eukaryota; Metazoa; Chordata; Testudines; Trionychidae
Source: RefSeq, a predicted model, not a curated record